Messenger RNA from Megalobrama amblycephala (Wuchang bream), 1908 nucleotides. RefSeq names its product gastrula zinc finger protein XlCGF57.1-like. The record is from RefSeq and is a predicted model, not a curated record. Gene Ontology annotation, cellular component: nucleus. The transcript is spliced from 2 exons. The coding region runs from base 106 to 1908 and encodes 600 amino acids. Lineage: Eukaryota; Metazoa; Chordata; Actinopteri; Cypriniformes; Xenocyprididae.
GUGGUCCUCCAGGACCAAAGUUGCCCAUCCCUGAUACAUAGGAUAGGAUAGGGUAUAGAUCAUACAUGUUGUUGGUUUUGAUGUAUUAAAUGUCUAAAUUGUUUUAUGUCUGUUUUUGCCCUAGACCUAAUGACACUGAAAGAGGCGAGUCAUGAACUUAAUGAAAUGGAAGAAGAGAAAAAACAUGAUAAACAUGAUUUCAUGACUGGGAAAAGAUCGAUACAGGCUAAAAAGACCUCCUUACAAAAAAGAGCUCAAAAGACUGGAAAUAAAAGUUAUUUCAUCUGCCAACAGUGUGGAAAGAGUUUUGAUCAACACAGAAACCUUCAGGUUCACUUGAAAGAUCAUACUAGAGAGAGCCCCUUCACUUGCCAACAGUGUGGAAAGAGUUUCACACUUAAAGAAAACCUUCUAGUCCACUUGAGAAUUCAUACUGGAGAAAAGCCUUUCACGUGCCAACAGUGUGGAAAGAGUUUCGCUGUGAAAGUAAACCUUCAAGUACACAUGAGAAUUCACACUGGAGAGAAACCUUUUACCUGCCAGCAAUGUGGACAGAGUUUCACUGUAAAAGGAAACCUAAUAGCCCACAUGAGAAUUCACACUGGAGAAAAGCCUUUCACCUGCCAGCAAUGUGGAAAGAGUUUCACACAUAAAAGAAGCCUUAUAGUCCACAUGAGAAUUCAUACUGGAGAGAAAGCUUACACCUGCCAACAAUGUGGACAGAGUUUCGCACAUAAGGGUAGCAUUAAAGUCCACAUGCGAAUUCACACUGGAGAAAAGCCUUUCACCUGCCAACAAUGUGGAAAGAGUUUCAGUCAAAAGGGAAGCCUUACAGCCCACAUGAGAAUUCACACUGGAGAGAGCUCAUUUACCUGUAACCAGUGUGGACAGAGUUUCAGUCAAAAGGGAAACCUUAAUGAACACAUGAGAAUUCACACUGGAGAGAAACCUUUCACCUGCCAGCAAUGUGGAGAGAGUUUCAGAUUUAAAGGUAACCUUAAGGGACACAUGAGAACUCACACUGGAGAAAAGCCUUACAUCUGCCAACAGUGUGGAAAGAGUUUCAGUCAAAAAGGAAAACUUGAAAUCCACAUGAGAAUUCACACUGGAGAAAAGCCUUACAUCUGCCAACAGUGUGGAAAGAGUUUCAGUCAAAAAGGAACAUUUGAAAUCCACAUGAGAAUUCACACUGGAGAAAAGCCUUACACCUGCCAACAGUGUGGACAAAGUUUCACUGUAAAAGGAAAUCUUACAGCCCACAUGAGAAUUCAUACUGGAGAGAAGCCUUUUACAUGUGGUCAGUGUGGAAAGAGUUUCAGAUUUAAAGGUGACCUUAAGGGUCACAUGAAGAUUCACUCAAAAAUGACUCUCUUACAAUAUGGAAAGACUUUUAGUCAACAUAGAAACCUUCAAGUCCACUUGAGAAUUCAUACUGGAGAGAAAGCUUACACCUGCCAACAGUGUGGAAAGAGUUUCAGUCAAAUAGGAAGCCUUAAAGACCACAUGAGAAUUCACAUUAAUGAGAGCCCAUUUACCUGCCAACAGUGUGGAAAGAGAUUCAAUCGAAAAAGAAGCAUUGAAAUCCACAUGAGAAUUCACACUGGAGAAAAGCCUUACACCUGUCAAGAGUGUGGAAAGAGUUUCAAUCAAAAAGGUCUUAAAUCCCACAUGAGGAUUCACACUGGAGAGAGUCCAUUCACCUGCCAACAGUGUGGACAGAGUUUCAGUCAAAAAGAAGGCCUUAUAGUCCACAUGAUAAUUCACACUGGACUGAGCCAAUUCACCUGCCAACAGUGUGGAAAGAGUUUCAGUCGAAAAGAACACCUUAAAGGCCACAUGAAAAUUCAUACUGGAGAGAAGCCAUACACAUGUGAUCAGUGUGGAAAGAGUUUCAUAUAUAAAAGGUAA